AUGGCUGCAAGGAAGCCUGGAUUAAUUGCUUUGUUCGAUGUCGACGGUACUCUCACAGCUCCUAGAAAGGUGGUCACUCCCGAGAUGCUGAAGUUUAUGCAGGAACUUCGAAAGGUUGUUACAGUUGGUGUUGUUGGAGGGUCGGACCUUGUUAAGAUAUCGGAGCAGCUUGGGAAGUCAGUUAUAAAUGACUAUGAUUAUGUAUUUUCUGAAAAUGGGCUUGUGGCCAUAAGGAUGGCAAGCUCAUUGGGACCCAGUAAGUUGCUAGAAGUCAAAGGGAAGGAAUUUAUUAAUUAUACACUGCAUUACAUUGCUGACUUGGAUAUUCCAAUUAAAAGAGGAACAUUUAUAGAGUUCCGAAGUGGGAUGCUCAAUAUAUCACCAAUUGGGCGAAACUGCAGCCAGGAAGAAAGGGAUGAGUUUGAGAAGUAUGACAAGGUUCACAACAUACGCCCCAAGAUGGUGUCUGUGCUUCGUGAGAAAUUUGCCCACCUUAACCUCACCAUUUCCAUAGGAGGACAAAUAAGCUUUGAUGUUUUCCCUCAAGGCUGGGACAAGACUUACUGCUUGAGAUACCUGGAUGAUUUUCAGGAAAUCCACUUCUUUGGUGACAAAACUUAUAAGGGAGGAAAUGACCAUGAGAUAUACGAAUCGGAGAGAAACAAGUGGUCACACAGGUCUGCUCUGUAUUUCAGCUUUAUUUCACAAUUAUGUCCCACCCCUUAA
Messenger RNA from Thlaspi arvense, 726 nucleotides. Lineage: Eukaryota; Viridiplantae; Streptophyta; Magnoliopsida; Brassicales; Brassicaceae. The record is from the annotation of a GenBank genome assembly.